CGCUACAGUUACCUCCCUUACAUUGCGGCCUACUCGGAACCUGUUGUGAGUUUUCUCUGUGCAGAACUUGGUUCAUUAUUUCUUUUUAUCUUGAGGGACAUUGCGUGUCGUCCUUGACCUUUUGACUGACACACUUCGCUGAACCCUCGCACACCGACAACAGCGCUGUCUCGCUUGACACUGUAGCGAGAAACUGCACAUCGACUGAGCGUUUCAAACAUGUCGUCCAACAUGUUUUUGUACUGGGGGUCUGGGAGCAUUCCCUGUUGGAAACCCAUGUUGGUUCUGGAAGAAAAGGGAUUCUCGGGCUACCCGAAUAAGAAGAUUUCCUUCAGCGACAAGGAGCACAAGUCGGAGGAGGUCUUGAAACUCAACCCACGGGGUCAGGUGCCGACCUUCAAAGAUGGCGACGUUGUUGUGAACGAGUCCGGCGCCAUCUGUUUUUAUCUUGAGAACAAAUUUUCAGACAGCGGAACAAAACUGCUUCCAGGCGACAAUGCCGAGCGAGGGCGAGUCUUGCAGAGAAUUUUCGAGGUAUCUAAUGUGGACAGUAACCUCAUCACAAACAUCAUUCAUUACAGAUUCAGAACUGAUAAAGACAAGCUUGAUCAUGAGCUGUUGGCCACAAAGUACGAGAGUCUUCGGACGGAGUUGAAGAUAUGGGACGGUUACCUCGCGUCUAGCGGAGGCUACGUCGUCGGCAGCAACUUCACCAUGGCGGAUGUCUACUUCUUUCCGUAUAUUGCCUUCGGGGUGAGACUCGGCCUUGACCUCUCUAAAUAUCCCGCCAUCGCUGCCUACUACGACAAGGUCAAGGACAGGCCAUCCGUGAAAGCAUCAUGGCCGCCACACUGGGCUGAGAAGCCCGGUGACUCUACAAUGCUUGGGUCCGUGUGAGGAGUUGAUAUUGACGACACAGGUGUUGCUUUCCAGUAUAUUAUUCCAGUCUUACUUUCAGUUCUUUAGCUUUAGUUACGCACCUGCUAUAAUCAUAGUAUCCGCAUAUUGCAGACGAUGUUUAGUUUUACAAUGAUACAACUGCCUGUGGUUGUGGUUUGUGUUGGUUCAACUUAACACCAUUAACGGCAUACUGACUGUAACGUAUGUAAUUCACCCAAUGGCACAUGGAUGUGCCAGUAGUGUUUGGCGCAGUAAUUCGCUUGGUGUUCGAUGGUCGUGAACCAUCCAGAAGUCCAAGAU
Messenger RNA from Haliotis rubra (blacklip abalone), 1200 nucleotides. Its product is annotated as glutathione S-transferase A-like. The transcript is spliced from 6 exons. The record is from RefSeq and is a predicted model, not a curated record. Bases 220 to 897 code for a protein of 225 amino acids. NCBI's taxonomy places the organism in Eukaryota, Metazoa, Mollusca, Gastropoda, Lepetellida, Haliotidae.